Messenger RNA from Colletotrichum lupini, 2103 nucleotides. Its product is annotated as hexokinase. Gene Ontology annotation, biological process: glucose 6-phosphate metabolic process; glycolytic process; intracellular glucose homeostasis. The record is from RefSeq and is a predicted model, not a curated record. Gene Ontology annotation, molecular function: glucokinase activity; D-glucose binding; ATP binding. The transcript has 9 exons. The coding region runs from base 1 to 2103 and encodes 700 amino acids. Gene Ontology annotation, cellular component: cytosol; mitochondrion. NCBI's taxonomy places the organism in Eukaryota, Fungi, Ascomycota, Sordariomycetes, Glomerellales, Glomerellaceae.
AUGGUUGGUCUCGGUCCCAAGGUUCCGCCCAGUAGGAAGGGUAAGUUUUGCAGCUGCGAUUCCCCCUUCAUUUUACUCCUUCUCCCUACCUUUGGACUCCUGAAAAUACCCAAGGGCGACACGAUGGCCUUGUAUGCAAAAAUGAAAUGGUCUACUGCGCACUGUACGCCAUUCCGCUGGUGUCGUCCCACCCUCCAAGUCAUCCUCAACGCCUCACCCUCAAAACUUUCGUCCCGCUCGCACCAUCACAAUCACCACCAUCCAAUCCUGUCUCUCACCGACGGCUGGAACGGCCAAUUGCCAUUCGGAGAUGACGCGCCACAAGGCUGGACCGCCAUGCAGCACUUCCCGGUGGCCGGAGCUUCCCCAAGCCAGAGGGGUACCUUGCUCGUCAAGCAAAAGCAACUCUCUUGGGAAAAGCUCAAGCCAUCCAGCGUUGCGGUGGAAGACCUUACCUUUGUGUUGACCGCUACAUCAAUUGCUUGUUGUUAUUUGCCCUUUGUCUCGAGAGCUUCGAUUCUGGAUCUUGUUUUCCUGAACACAAUCAUUUUCCAGCUUCACACAACCGUCACGAUGGUGGACAGAGCGAUUGCUCCCGCUACAAGGGAGAGAUCCUACCACCACACCGAUAUCUUUGUGCCAUCACGUCAAAGCAAGAACACACAUCUACAGAUUCAACACAUUCAUGAUCUUCUGGCUGAGGUCAAGAAGCUCGAGGAGCAAUUCACCGUUCCGACUGAGAAGCUCAAGCAGAUCAGCGCGCACUUCAUCACAGAACUGGACAAGGGUCUGAGUGUCGAGGGCGGUAGUAUCCCCAUGAACCCGACCUGGGUCAUGUCCUUCCCUGAUGGCUACGAGACCGGCACUUACCUUGCCCUCGACAUGGGCGGAACCAACCUCCGUGUCUGUGAGAUCACCUUGACGGAUCAGAAGUCUGAGUUCGACAUCAUUCAGUCAAAGUACCGCAUGCCCGAGGAGCUCAAGACCGGCCAGUCAGAGGAGCUGUGGGAGUACAUUGCCGACUGCCUAGCUCAGUUCAUCCAGACUCACCAUCCCGACCACCCUCAAUCUCAGAAGAUUCCUCUGGGUUUCACCUUCUCCUACCCUGCCACCCAGAACUACAUCGAUGAGGGCAUCCUCCAGCGCUGGACCAAGGGUUUCGAUAUUGCCGGAGUUGAGGGUCACAACGUUGUCCCUUUCCUUGAGGCUGCUCUGGCGGCCAAGAACGUCCCUAUCAAGCUGUCUGCUCUGAUCAACGAUACCACUGGCACCCUGAUUGCCUCUGCCUACACCGACACUAAGAUGAAGAUUGGCUGUAUCUUUGGCACUGGCUGCAACGCUGCUUACAUGGAGGACUGCGGCUCCAUCCCCAAGCUUGCUCACAUGAACUUGCCUCCCAACACCCCCAUGGCCAUCAACUGCGAGUGGGGUGCUUUCGACAACGAGCACAAGGUCUUGCCUCGUACCCCCUACGACAUCAUCAUCGACAAGGACUCUCCUCGUCCCGGCCAGCAGGCCUUUGAAAAGAUGAUUGCCGGUCUCUACUUGGGCGAGAUCUUCCGCCUGGUCCUUGUUGACCUCCACGACAACAAGUCUGUGCACAUCUUCGAGAACCAGGACAUUGCCAAGCUCCGUAAGGCCUACACCUUGGAUUCCUCGUUCCUGUCCGCCAUUGAGGACGACCCCUUCGAGAACCUUCAGGAGACUAGCGACCUCUUCCUCUCCAAGCUGAACCUCAAGGCCACCAGACCCGAGUUGGAGCUGGUCCGCCGCCUUGCUGAGCUCAUUGGCACCCGUGCCGCCCGCCUCUCGGCUUGCGGUGUUGCUGCCAUCUGCAUGAAGAAGGGCUACGACAACUGCCACGUCGGUGCUGACGGUUCGGUCUUUAACAAGUACCCCCACUUCAAGGCCCGUGGCGCCCAGGCUCUGCGCGAGAUUCUCGACUGGCCUGCUAAGACCAACCCUAAGGAGGAGGAUCCUGUUGAGAUUCUCGCAGCAGAGGACGGCAGUGGUGUUGGCGCCGCCCUGAUUGCCGCCUUGACCCUUAAGAGAGUCCAGAACGGCAACAUGGCUGGCAUUCUCCACCCCGAGAACUUCACAUAG